AUGAAGCUCACCAAGCAACCAGACCGACAGAGUUUCUACAACUUCUCUGCGCCUGUAGAUAUUCACAACCCGGCGUUCCAAAGUAAAAUUCACACGACGAGGGACUAUAUCUCAAAUCUCUUUAAAACGCAAAAAACGAUCUCCCAGACGUUGAACAAAGCAGUAACUACUGGUGUGCAAUAUCUUGGUGCUUUACAGGAAGUGUUUGAUACGUUCUUGUCAUUCAGUGACAUCACCGAAUCGCCACAAACAUUUUCGAAGAUCUUCGAACCACAGAAACAAAACAUCGAAAUACAACGAAGGUUUCUGUGCAAUGUCAUAGAUUGGAAGAUCCAAAUGGACAUAGACAUUUCAAAGCAACUUUCUCAGUUUGAAACGCUCGACAAAAACUAUAUGAAAGCAGCAAAGACAUUCGAUACCGAUUUCUCAAAACUUGUGAAGUCAAAAGCGUCGCAGAACGAGAAAGCAAAAAUCUCCGAAAACGACAUUCAACGCGAGACUGCCAAAUUUUGUGACGAGAUGAAUGUUGUUCGAUGGAAUGUAGGACAAGUGAUUCAAUCCAAUGGCAUUCAAUUCUGUCGCUCGUUUGAAAAGUGUUAUUCGCAGUGUGCACAGACUAUCGUCCCCAUCUCAUUUUCACAAGAAAUGGUAUUCAAAAAGCCAUCAGAGAAACUUCAACUGUUUACUCCACCACCCAACUGUGGACUUGUCUUCGCUAAAGGUAAUUUGUGUCCAAAUGGGAGAAACUACUUCUUUAUGAAAGGAAAGACACUCAUGGCGGUCAAUAAAAAGGUUGGAGAGUUCGUGGUGACAGAUGUACUCACUUCACUCGCAAAGCCACAACUCGACAACCACACAUUCGAGUUAAUAACUCCAGCGUCUUCUUCACUCAUCUCGACAGUCUCAUUUGAUGAGAUGAUGAAGUGGAUAACACUCAUGGACGCAAUCAAAAAUGACGCAGAGCAUUACCAAGAGAUCCAAAUCAGCCCAUUGACGGGGGUUAAUCCGCUCGAAGUGACGAAGAUGUUGUGGGCAAUAUCAGGGAACGAGAAGUGUGCGGAGUGUGGGAAGGCAGACCCCGAGUGGGUUUCUCUUACAUUAGGGGUCUUGAUAUGUUUAGAAUGUUGUGGAGCACAUCGAAGUCUCGGCGUCAGAGUGUCACGUGUGAAGUCGUUGAUGAUGGAUAGACUUGAAGGAGACUCGAUUGAUGUAGUUAAGAAUCUUGGGAACACGUAUAUUAACUCGAUAUAUCAAUUGCAGAAGCCUGGCGUCUUAGUAUCGCAGAAUGCGAGUGGUUCCGAGAGGUACACGGCUAUCAGAGAGAAGUACAUUGAAAGGAAGUUCAUGAGAAAGAGUUGUAAUGUGAAUGUUAUAAACGAACUUACAAACAAGAACCUGAGAGGUAUCAUGACAGCAAUUUGUGUGUGUGGGGUCGACAAAGUACCGAGUGGAUUUUUGGUGUUGGCUGCGAAACAAGAGGAUGUCAGUGUAAUGACUUUGUUACUCUUACAUGGCGUUUCUGUGGAUCAACAAGAUGGAGAUCUGAACACUGCAUUACACAUUGCUAUUAUAAAAAAGAAUGAACGAAUGACUUCUCUUCUAAUGAAGUACUCACCAAAUUUGAAUAUUAAAAACAAAGAGGAGAAGACAGCAGUGGACCUUGCAAAUGACGAAGGCUUUGAGCUUGGUGUAAAAAUGCUUGGACAUUUUAGUCGUUCCGAAUUGUCGCCGAUGAUCGAAGACAUCGAUGAGAAGUAUUUAUCGACGAUAGUUUCGCGAAGCAAAUGA
Messenger RNA from Entamoeba invadens IP1, 1788 nucleotides. RefSeq names its product gcn4-complementing protein, putative. The record is from RefSeq and is a predicted model, not a curated record. The transcript has a single exon. Gene Ontology annotation, molecular function: GTPase activator activity; protein binding. Lineage: Eukaryota; Evosea; Mastigamoebida; Endamoebidae. Bases 1 to 1788 code for a protein of 595 amino acids.